Penicillium waksmanii is the source of this 3738-nucleotide messenger RNA. Its product is annotated as translation initiation factor 3 subunit CLU1. Gene Ontology annotation, molecular function: protein binding; mRNA binding. The record is from RefSeq and is a predicted model, not a curated record. Gene Ontology annotation, biological process: intracellular distribution of mitochondria. Gene Ontology annotation, cellular component: cytoplasm. Bases 1 to 3738 code for a protein of 1245 amino acids. Lineage: Eukaryota; Fungi; Ascomycota; Eurotiomycetes; Eurotiales; Aspergillaceae. The transcript is spliced from 4 exons.
AUGGCCCAAUCCAAUGGAGAGUUGGAGCACUCGAAAGAGGUUCCCCCGACUUCCCAGGACCAGACCAAUGGCGACCACCCCGAGGGUGUGGAGGAUGAUAAUGCUGGUGGCCUUUUCCAGAUCUCCGUGAAGCUGCCCCAUGAGCCUUACAAGAUUCAGGUCAUGGUGUCCAGCCAAGAACAGGUUCAAGAUGUCCGCCAAUCUAUCGUCGAGCUGCCUGGCACCUUCCAGUACACAUGCUUCCACCUCGAAUUCAACGGAACUCGCAUCAACGACUUCAUUGAGCUGUCCGAGGUGCCGGACCUGCAGGCGGAUUCCGAAAUCACUCUGGUGGAGGAUCCCUACACCGAGAAGGAGGCCCGCAUGCAUGUUGUGCGAUUGAGGGAGCUUGUCGGUGCGGCGGGCGACCGGGUGGACAGCCUACAUGGUAUCUCUGCCGGCCUCUCGCUGCAUGACGAUAUCUCUGCUGAGGCUGCCCUCGCAGUCGAGUCCGAGAAGGACCACUCGCUGCUCAAGUACGACCUGACUGGACCCUCAUCGCUGCAGACCAUUCUGCCCAAGCCCGAAUCGCCUCUGCCGAAGACUGUCAAGUCUAUCUCGCUGUCGGCAUGGAACCCGGUGCCCUACCACCUCCGCCAGAAGGGGCACCUGCUCUACCUCCAGGUCCUCACCAACGAGGGCGAGCAGUUUCAGAUUACUGCGCACGUGUCGGGAUUCUUCGUCAACAAGAACUCCAACACCAGAUUCGAUCCUUUCCCUAAGCCCAUGCCCAAGGGAAUCAAGGGCAGCGCCCACUCUCUCCUUACUUUGAUCUCCCAGUUGUCCGCCUCUUUCAAUACUUCCUUCGAGGCCCUCCAGGAGUCCAACAACCAGAAGGACCUCCUGACCACCUUCCCCUUCCAGAACGCCAUCCCCAACAGCCCAUGGCUCGUCGCCCCGGUGUCAUCUAGUCAGAACGCUCACCAGCCCGACCUUACCCGCUCUCAAGAGAGUUACCUGAUCUCUGGCGUGGACAACGCCGAGACCCUGCGUGACUGGAACGAGGAGUUCCAAACUACCCGCGAGCUGCCUCGCGAGACUGUCCAGGACCGUGUCUUCCGCGAGCGUCUGACCUCGAAGCUGUUUGCUGAUUAUAAUGAGGCUGCUGCCCGUGGUGCUGUUCUGGUUGCUCGUGGCGAGGUUGCUCCUCUGAACCCUACCGAGGCCCGUGAGGCCCAGAUCUUCGUCUAUAACAACAUCUUCUACUCCUUCGGUGCUGACGGUGUUGGUACUUUCACCUCCGAGGGUGGCGACGAGGCCGCCCGCGUUGCUGUUGGCAAGGAUGUUCUGGGUAUCAAGGCCGUGAACCAGCUCGAUAUUCAGGGUCUGUUCACCCCUGGUACCAUAGUUGUUGACUACCUUGGCAAGCGUAUUGUUGGACAGAGUAUCGUCCCUGGUAUUUUCAAGCAGCGUGAGCCGGGUGAGCACCAGAUCGACUACGGUGGUGUUGAGGGCAAGGAGGUUGUGGCUACCCACCCUGACUUCAAGCCCGUUUUCGAGAAGCUUUCCAAAGCUCUUCGGGUUAAGCAACACCCAGUUUGGGACAAGGAUGGCAAGCGCCAUGACCUCGAGGGCAGUGUUGAGACAAAGGGUCUUUUGGGCACUGAUGGACGCAAGUAUGUCCUCGACCUUUACCGCGUGGCCCCCAUGGACGCCACCUGGCAAGAGGAAGACGGCAGCGAUGUCUACCCUCAUCGUAUGUCAGUUUUGCGUUUGGAACUCGUUGAGUCAUACUGGCGCCUCAAGAUGAGCGAGUAUGUGAAGGCUGAGGUCGAGCGCCGCCGUGCCGAAAAGGCCGACAGCAAGACCGAAGAGGACGCCGAGGAGAAGCCCGAGGAGUCUGCGGACCAGGAGCGUGUUGACAUCUCCGGAUUCCAGCUUUCGCUCAACCCCGAUGUCUUCAGCGGCCAGGUUCCCCAGACUAAGGAGGAGAAGGAGCAGUGGGCUGAAGACGAGAAGGAGGUCCGCAGUGCAUGCGACCACCUGCGCUCCAAGAUCAUUCCUGAUCUGGUUAAGGACCUGCACGAUGGUGACGUUGGCUUCCCUAUGGAUGGCCAAUCCCUGACCCAGCUCCUGCACAAGCGUGGUAUCAACAUGCGCUACUUGGGUAAGCUGGCUGAGCUGUCCAGCGAGAAGGGCCCUCGCCUUGCGGCUCUAUCCACCCUUGUGAUCCAGGAGAUGGUUGCUCGUGCUUUCAAGCAUGUCUCUCACAAGUACCUGCGCAACGUGCCGGCUCCAUUUGUCGCUCCCUGCAUCGCGCACCUGCUGAACUGCUUGCUCGGUGCCGACGUCAACGCCGCUCCUCGCGCUGAAAUUGACGAGUCGUUGCGUGAGGUUUACCCUGAGGGUGACCUCUCCUUCGAGAAGGUCACUCCCGCCUCUCUCCGCGCUGAGAUCGAGAAGCAGGUCACUAUCCGUUACCGAUUCUCCUUGGACAAGAGCUGGGCGAACACCCUUCGCCACAUGCAGGUUCUGCGUGAUAUCUCCAUCAAGCUGGGUCUCCAGCUCGGUGCCCGCGAGUUCGCUUUCACCAAGGACCAAGUGAAGGAGGCUCCGGUCCCCGUCCCCGCCGCCAACGGAAAUGGCCACGAUGACGGCAGCAAGAACAAGAAGAAGAAGAAGGGUGGCGACAACAAGUCCCCUAGCCGUGCUCCUGUUGAGACCAAGCCUGCCUUGUCCAUCUCUGCGGAUGAUAUUCUGAACAUCGUGCCUCUUGUUAAGGAUGCCUCGCCCCGUAGUGCUCUGGCAGAGGAGGCCCUUGAGGCUGGCCGUAUCUCUCUUAUGCAGAACCAGAAGCAACUGGGCCAGGAGCUCAUUCUGGAAUCCCUUUCUCUGCACGAGCAGAUCUACGGUAUCCUCCACCCCGAGGUUGCCAAGCUGUAUCACCAGCUUUCCAUGCUCUACUACCAGACCGACGAGAAGGAGGCUGCUGUUGAGCUGGCCCGCAAGGCUGUCAUCGUCACGGAGCGCACUCUUGGUGUCGACUCUGCUGACACUAUCCUUGCCUACCUCAACCUGAGUCUGUUCGAACAUGCCUCUGGCAACACCAAGACUGCCCUGGUAUAUAUCAAGCACGCUAUGGAUCUCUGGAAGAUUAUCUACGGUGCUAGCCACCCCGAUUCUAUUACCACCAUGAACAACGCCGCUGUGAUGCUGCAGCACUUGAAGCAGUAUGCUGACUCUCGCAAGUGGUUCGAGGCCUCGCUCACCGUCUGCGAGAAUCUGUUCGGCAAGGAGUCUAUCAAUACCGCCACCAUCCUCUUCCAGCUGGCCCAGGCUCUGGCCCUGGACCAGGACUCCAAGGCUGCUGUUGGCAAGAUGCGGGAGGCCUACAACAUCUUCCUCGCUCAGCUCGGUCCCGAGGACCGCAACACCAAGGAGGCUGAGACCUGGCUCGAGCAGCUUACCCAGAACGCUGUCUCUAUCGCCAAGCACGCCAAGGACAUCCAGGCACGCCGCCUGCGCCGUGUCAACAUCAACCCCCGUGUCUCUACCAUGGGCACUCGUGUCCAGCCUCAGGUCGGCCAGACUGCUCCUGAGACCGCUGGCGCUGGCGCCGCUGACCCCAACAUGCAAAACCGCAGCAUCGACGAGCUGGUGAAGUUCAUCGAGGGUGGUGAGGCCGGUUCUUCGCGCACCAAGCAGAAGAAGCGCACUGCCAACCCCAAGCUCCGUGGCUCUAAGCAGUCUAAGGCUUAA